CAAUUUUGCCAAAGGCUUCUGAAACUGAGAUUAAGCGCAACAACGGAACAAGAUAAGGCGAAAUCACUAGAGGUGGAAAACAUUACUUCCACACUCCAUAUCAAAGAGCAGAGAAACUCGAAAAAAAAGAAGCCAAAAACAAUCAAAACAAUGUCAGUGUCAGCCAUAUUUGGUACCAGAAUCGCAGCAAUCCCAUCCAACGGCGGUGUUGGGGUUAAUGGCGGAAAUGCAGUGAAAUUGCAACCGUCAAACGGCGGCGUAGUGAUAAUAGAAUGUUCAUCAAGGCCACAGAAGAAGGGAACUGCUCACCACAUGAAGACUCGACCUAAGAAGACUGCUGCUUGGGAAUUAAGACGUCGUCCUGCUGUUUAUCCUCCUCUCCCUCCUCUUCCUGCUGAGUGGACCAUUGUUUCUUCUGCUUCUGAGGAAGUCGAUUAUUCGUCUUCUACUGCUACUACGUCUACUCAGACUCAGUAAUUAUCUUCGCUUUAAUUCAAUUUGUGUUUUGAGUUUUGUUUUUGUAUUAUGCCUAUAAACUGUUUGAUGAAAUGUUUGUGUAACUCUGUUUUUGACUUUUUGUUAUGUUUUAUGCAAAGAGAUUUUGUAAUUUGAAUUUUAUUUGGUAAUCACUGCAAUUCAAAGCUUUA
Chenopodium quinoa (quinoa) is the source of this 647-nucleotide messenger RNA. Its product is annotated as 50S ribosomal protein 6, chloroplastic-like. The transcript has a single exon. Gene Ontology annotation, cellular component: ribosome; chloroplast. Gene Ontology annotation, biological process: translation. The record is from RefSeq and is a predicted model, not a curated record. Lineage: Eukaryota; Viridiplantae; Streptophyta; Magnoliopsida; Caryophyllales; Amaranthaceae. Gene Ontology annotation, molecular function: structural constituent of ribosome; rRNA binding. The coding region runs from base 151 to 477 and encodes 108 amino acids.